Tilletiopsis washingtonensis is the source of this 2864-nucleotide messenger RNA. Its product is annotated as polyadenylate binding protein. The coding region runs from base 196 to 2730 and encodes 844 amino acids. Gene Ontology annotation, cellular component: ribonucleoprotein complex; nucleus; cytosol. The record is from RefSeq and is a predicted model, not a curated record. Lineage: Eukaryota; Fungi; Basidiomycota; Exobasidiomycetes; Entylomatales. Gene Ontology annotation, molecular function: poly(U) RNA binding; mRNA 3'-UTR binding; poly(A) binding. The transcript is spliced from 4 exons.
GAGCCGAGCGCUCGCAGCAGACGCAGCCGCAAAGCAGCAGCAGCAGCAUGUGCUCCUCCGAGCGAGCAGUCUCGGGGUGCACGCUCAUCCUCGAAGCAAGUCUGGCGGCCUACGCUGGUGCUGCUGUGCCUGUGCUGACGCUUGAGGGUGGACCUGCUGCACCUGUCGCUGUGUGUUCCCACGGCGACGCCUCCGAUGCGCCCGACCUCUGCUUUUUUGAGUUGCCCGCAGGCACGCGCAGAUUUCUGCGCGCGGCGGCAAGGAAAGUGCAGGCUGGAAGAUGAGGCAGGGGAGCAGCGUGCGCCGCACCCCGGUGCGACUCCCGCAAGCGGCGCGCGCCGUCUUCUUGUGCGCGCGAGUUCUGCUGCGCCGCGCGCGCUCUGCCGGGCGCUGCUGCUGCAGCGUGUUGUCACUGGCGCGCCCCUCCUGCCUGCCGUCUCUCCACCACCACGUCCCCCCCUUUCCCUCAAAACCCCGUCCUCGCAGGCCCUCGCCGCGAGCUCCAUAAGCCUCACAAGCACAAAAAACAAGAAAAAAGUUCAAAAUCGCAAAAAGCCAAAGGGAUCGCCGCGAUCCAUAAAAGCUCUCUCUAGCUCCAUCACUUCACGACAAACCUCUCUUCCCUUUUCCUCUAUCCCCCUCCCCUCUUCCUCCACCAUGUCUGCCACCAACUCUCCCGCCGCUGCGGCCACGGAGCUGCCCAAGCCUGCCGAGCAGCCGGCUGCCGGCGAGGCUGCCGCUCCGGCUGCCGCUGCUGAGGCCGCGCCCGCCGCCGAGGGCGAGAGCAAGGGCGAGGCGACCGGCUCGCCCGCCCCCGCGGCCGCUGCUGCGCCGCGCGAGCAGAGCAGCGCCAACAGCAACAGCAACAACGGCCAGCAGCCCAACACGUCGCUGUACGUCGGCGAGCUCGACCCCUCCGUCACCGAGGCGAUGCUCUUCGAGAUCUUCAACAUGAUCGGCCCCGUCGCCUCGAUCCGGGUGUGCCGUGACGCCGUGACGCGCCGCUCGCUCGGCUACGCCUACGUCAACUUUGUCAACUCGGCUGACGGCGAGCGUGCCCUCGAGGCGCUCAACUACUCGCUCAUCCGCAAUCGUCCGUGCCGCAUCAUGUGGUCGCAGCGCGAUCCCGCGCUGCGCCGCACCGGCCAGGGCAACAUCUUCAUCAAGAACCUCGACGAGGCGAUUGACAACAAGGCGCUGCACGACACCUUUGCCGCCUUCGGCCACAUUCUCUCGUGCAAGGUGGCCAUCGGCGAGAGCGGCAGCCUCGGCUACGGCUUUGUGCACUACGAGACCAACGAGGCCGCCGACGCCGCCAUCAAGCACGUCAACGGCAUGCUGCUCAACGACAAGAAGGUCUUCGUCGGCCACCACGUGCCCAAGAAGGAGCGCCAGCAGAAGAUCGAGGAGGCCAAGGCGCGCUUCACCAACGUGUACGCCAAGAACGUCGACCCCGAGGUGACGCAGGAGCAGUUCGAGGAGCUCUUCUCCAAGUUCGGCCCCGUCACGUCGUGCGCGCUCUCGUUCGACGACGAGGGCAAGAGCCGCGGCUUCGGCUUCGUCAAUUACGAGAACCACGACGAGGCGGCCAAGGCCGUCGACGAGCUGCACGACAGCGAGUUCCACGGCCAGAAGCUCUUCGUCGCGCGCGCGCAGAAGAAGAGCGAGCGCGAGGAGGAGCUGCGCCGCUCGUACGAGGCGGCCAAGAACGAGAAGCUCUCCAAGUUCCAGGGCGUCAACCUGUACCUCAAGAACAUCCCCGAGGACUUCGACGACGAGCGCCUGCGCGAGGAGUUUGCCGCCUUCGGCAACAUCACCUCGUGCAAGAUCAUGCGCGCCCAGUCGGGCGUGUCGCGCGGCUUCGGCUUCGUGUGCUACUCGGCGCCCGACGAGGCAAACAAGGCCGUGACGGAGAUGAACGGCAAGAUGCUCGACAACAAGCCGCUCUACGUCGCGCUCGCGCAGCGCAAGGACGUGCGCCGCCAGCAGCUCGAGGCGCAGAUCAUGCAGCGCAACCAGCUGCGCCUGCAGCAGCAGGCCGCCGCCGUCGGUGCCAUGCCCGGCUACCCCGGCCAGCCCAUGUACGGCUACCCGCAGCCGGGCUUCCCGGGCCAGCCUGGCCCGGCCGGCAUGGCGCCGCGCCGCUACGCGCCCGCCGGCAUGAUGCCGCAGGGCAUGCCCAUGGCUGCGCCCUACGGCCAGCCGCCGGCGCAGUUCCCGGGCCAGAUGAUGGGUGCGCCGCAGCCCUACCGCGGCGCACCGCGCCCGCCGCGCGGAGCCCCCGGCGUCGGUGUGCCUGCGGGCGUGCCGCCGCCGGCCGGUGCCCGCCCGCCGGCGCCCAUGGGUGCGCCCAACGGUGCGCCGCGUCCCGGCCAGGCGGGCCCGCCCGGCGGAGCCCCCUCGCCCGGCCGUGGCCUGCCCAGCGGCGCGCCCGGUGCGCGUGCGCCGGCCGGCCGUGCGCCCGUCUCGCCGCAGCCGCAGCCGGCCCUCACGGCCGCUGCGCUCGCCAACGCCGGCCCCGAGGAGCAGAAGCAGAUGCUCGGCGAGGCCAUCUACCCCAAGAUUGCCGCGCAGCACGCCGACCUUGCCGGCAAGCUCACGGGCAUGAUCCUCGAGCUGCCCAUCUCCGAGCUGCUGCACCUGCUCGAGGACCAGACGGCCCUCGAGGCCAAGGUCAGCGAGGCGCUCGACGUGCUCCGCGAGUUCGAGGCUGGCGGCGAGCAGCAGUAAGGAGCGGCCGCUCCUCUCUUCCUUUUCCUUUCCUUCCUUUCCUCUUCACUUGUAAUUUCUACCCCAAAAGAGAGUUGAAACGAUAGCUCGGAUGACCUCAGCAUCUCUAGUAGCCCUGCUCUACGUCGACCACA